Schizophyllum commune H4-8 is the source of this 1416-nucleotide messenger RNA. RefSeq lists its product as uncharacterized. Gene Ontology annotation, molecular function: protein serine/threonine phosphatase inhibitor activity. The record is from RefSeq and is a predicted model, not a curated record. Bases 13 to 1197 code for a protein of 394 amino acids. The transcript is spliced from 11 exons. Lineage: Eukaryota; Fungi; Basidiomycota; Agaricomycetes; Agaricales; Schizophyllaceae.
GAGGAAGCGAGCAUGAGCUCCGAACGUCGUUUGUCGCAGUCAUAUACGAGCCCACCGCCAUACACGAGCCCGCCUCCGGCCUCCCAAUCUCCGGAUUCUCUUCAACAAUUCCAUUCGGACGAGUGGUUGAAGCAAUGGGAGACAGUUCUAGCAAGAGACCUAAUGGAGGCGGCAAUAGCCAAGAUAGACGCUAACGCUUCGGUCGAGGAAGCUUGCGAUAGACUACUUUCCUCUAACCUUCCCUGUCUUGUGGUCGAAUCGUCCGACCCGUCAGAUCCGUUCUCCGGUCUCUUCGACUUCUCCGACGUCAACGCAUUCCUGACAAUUGCUGCGACAAACCAUACGUAUACCCAGGAGGAGCUGCAUGCAUCUCCCCGUGUGGAGAAGGUCGUGAACGCCGCGCGUGCAGGCUCCGUGCCUGUGAGGCUGGUCAGCAAUAUAUCCGAGAAGAACCCACUCGAAGUGGUUGCUUAUGACGCAAAUAUCGUGGACCUCCUCCAGGUAUUUUCUCGUGGCGCGCACCGCGUAUUCGUCAGAUCCGAAGAUUGGUCCGAUUUCGCAGGCAUGGUCUCCGAUGGUCGCCUGCUCUCUUGGUUACAGGACUUUGCCUCGAAAACACGAGCGCUUGAGCCCUUCAUGGCAUGCCCACUCAGGGGGCUGCCUCUCACCUCGUUGCACAUGUUCGACGCCAUAAUCCACUGCAAGACGACGGAUGUCGUCCUCGACGCGAUGAAGCUCAUGAGCGAGGAAGGCGUGUCGAGCGUCGCUGUCAUUGACGACCUGGAGAGGAAAGCGCUGCACAGCGCGAUUAGCGUGACCGACAUCGGCAAGAUUAUCGUCCCCGCGGGCUCCAAUCAAGCCCUAUCAAUGCCCAUCCACGAGUUCAUCAAGCUUGCGAGAGAACCCUAUGGCGCAGAAGACGGCGAAGAGCGAUAUCCUGUGUACUCCGUCUCCUCGUCGAGCACACUCGACUUCGUUAUUCAGAAGCUCCUUGCCACGAACGCACAUCGCAUCUUCGUAGAAACUGGUGGCAUUCUUCACGGCUUGGUCUCGAUCGUCGACGUCUUAUCCCUCUUCGCCCAUUUGGCAAAGCUGCCGAACGUGGAUCCGACAACGAUGAAGCGACAGCGGCGCGCAUCAUCAGUAUCCAGUGGGUCACGAUCCGGCAGUCGAGCAGGAAGAAGCCCCUUGAUGUAGCACUUCUUCCUGAUGAUAAUAAUUGGUCUGGAAUAGGGCGGCGGGGCUGCCAGUGGGAGGAAGGACUCGGUAAUACGAUGGAUUGGAUGAUAGAACGAGGGUAUUCAUACGAGGAAGAAGAAUAGCUCAAUGUACAACAAUAUGCUGCAGCGUACUUCCAUGGGAAUAAUGCGAACGGGAUCCCUCUGACGCCACAGAAGCCUUUGGCGCCAAAGCCGC